Messenger RNA from Vicugna pacos (alpaca), 3718 nucleotides. NCBI's taxonomy places the organism in Eukaryota, Metazoa, Chordata, Mammalia, Artiodactyla, Camelidae. The record is from RefSeq and is a predicted model, not a curated record.
AGUCGUCACUGCUAUGGAAUUGCCCACUUCAGGGUCCUGUUUAACAUGAAUAAAGAAAUACAUACAUACAUACAUAUAUAUAUAUAUAUAUGUUUUUCUGUCUUUAGAACUGUGUUUCAGUAUAAUUGGUUCUCUUAGUGACCCUCUUCAUUUUCUUUUGUGCAUUAAAAAAUAUGCUAUGAGCUGAUUCUAGAAGCUUCCAUCACCCCCCACCUGGCGCUGGGGGAUGGGCAAGGUGGAGGCUGGGUGCCAGCUGUGCACAGAGUCAAGUCUUCUGUUUGUCGUGGGAAGAAUGUGACCAGCCUGUAGGGGAGGGGGAGGAGAGGGCUGUGGGCUCUUAGGGAGACCCAGAGCAGGCCCUCCACUGCUGGCCUCAGCCUGGGCAGAGGAGGAGGUGGUCAGCCUGGAGGGCUCGGGCUAGCGUGUUUGGAAAGAGGGUGUGUGCAGGAAUGUGAAGGUGAUCUGGGUAUGUGUGUAGGGGUGGGGGGUGUGGUGAAGUCGGGGCAAGAUGCUUGGGGUAGGACCUCCUCCAUCAUCCCUGCCCUGGGGCUGGGGAGUAGAGAGGUGGUCCUUGGGGCUCGGGGAGGAAGCCAUCCAGAAAAACGUUGAAAUGCCGGGAUCCCAGAGAGUGGGGCAUGGCGGGAAAGGCCCGGGGGAGCCUUGCGGGCGGUCAGUAGCCUGCAGCAUGCGUCUGUGUUUUCCUGCUGCUGGGGAUGGGCACCCAGGGGCCUUGGUCCUUACUUCCCCCGGUGAAAUAGGCUUGUUUCCAAACAGUCCUCCGUUUUCUUGAGGGUCAGUGGGAUGGGAGACCUGGAGGCCUUUUUUUAAAAAGGGAACAAGUUCCGUUUUGGUCUCUGGUCCCUCAUGUUUGGGGAGUGGACUUAAGAGCCUGGGGUCACAGUGGCCCUCCUGUGGACUGGGGUUCGGGCCAGUGCUCCAUGGACCUCGUUGAGGGAUGGAUGGAAAAGAGCAACAGGGAGGUGAUGGCCUUGCUGAUCCACGGGGGAAAAUCUGGGGUAAAAAGAGAACAGCCUGGUCUUCUCCAGGACCCCAGAGCCUCCCCUCAUGGCAUUCCAGCGUCACUGCCCCUCCUGGAGUUUCUAGCGGAUUUGGCCUUGGUCCCCUUUCCCACAUGGGCGAGCAGUGACCCUCCUGUCAGUGUGCAGGUUUCCGCGGGUGUCCCCGGUGGAGCGAGUUCUGGGGGACGGGCCCCAGGAGAGCAGCUCCGCGGGGCCCCGGGCCCUGCAGGCCAGCCUGAGCCAGGUGCCUUCUCCCGGGGUUCCUCCGCGGGGCGCCCCGGCUCCCUCUCCCCCGCUGCCCCCGGAAGUGCGGAGGCCCGAGCUGCCUGAGCGGCACGAUUUGUUCAGGGAAGGGCUUGCUCACCCGCUCCUCCCUCUGACUCAAGUCCUAACAAGUAACCUGGCUCCCCUGGCCCGGCAGCCUGGGAGGGACGCAGGCGGGACCGGAGGGAGGAACGGCCAUCGGCCAUCAGUGUGCGGAGCGAGCCGGGUCAGAGAGCACCGGCGGCCUGGGACACCCUGAGGUGACAUGCCAGGCCCCUCAGCCCCCUGACCUGAGACAGGGGGUGUUUCCCAGACUCCUGGACUGGAACCUGGAAGCAGCUGGGGAAACUGCAGGCCACCUACACGUCCUGGCCCAGGCUGGGAAAGGUGUCAGCCCUCCCUCCUCUGUGCCCCCUCCCCCCAGAAGUCCGCCAUGGAGAGCAAGGAUGAGGUCAGCGACACGGACAGUGGCAUCAUCCUGCAGUCUGGCCCUGACAGCCCGGUGUCCCCCGCGAAGGAGCUGACCCACGCAGUCCGCAAGCAGCAGCGGGCCCUGGAGGAGCGGUUGGAGGCCUGCCUGGAAGAGCUGAGGAGACUCUGCCUGCGGGAGGCGGAGCUGACGGGCACCUUGCCAGCAGAGUAUCCCCUCAAGCCAGGGGAGAAGGCCCCCAAGGUCCGCCGGAGGAUUGGAGCCGUUUACAGACUGGACGAGCGGGCCCUGCACAGAGAGGACCCCCUGAGCGGCCUGGAGCGGGAGCUGGCCCUGCAGCUGCAGAUCGCCGAGGCGGCCCGGCGGUUGUGCCGGGAGGAGAACUUGGGCCGCCAGGCGCGCCGGCAGCGGAAGCACGCGGUGCAGCAGGAGGAGAAGAAGCUGCGGGAGCUGCAGCGCUGCCUGGGGGAGCGACGGCGCAGCAGCGGGGCCCCUCCCGCCGCCCCGGCCCCGGGCCCAGAGCUCAGCGCCUCGGAUGACAGCUCCCUGUCGGACGGGCUGCUCCUGGAGGAAGAGACACCUCAAGGGCCAAAACCUCCCCCAGAGUCCUCAGAUCCACCUCCCCGGCCUCUCCCACCCCAGAGCCUCGAGGGGCUGCAGCUGGUAGGACCUGAGACAGGGGGCCUGGAGCGGGCGCCCAUCCAGAACAGCCCCUGGAAGGAGACGAGCCUGGACCACCCCUAUGAGAAACCCAGGAGGUCUUCUGAGGCCGGAAGCGAGUCCAGCAGCCCGGCCACCACCCCGCAGGAUGGGCCCAGCGCCUCCAGCCUGUGGCUGCUGGAGCCUGCCUCCUACUACGUGGUUCCCAUCCGCAGUGUCCCCGGGCAGCGGCAGGGCCGCACCAGCGCCCCCGCCACCCCCGAGAUGCAGGGCAGGCGGGGCCAGUCCCAGUCUCUGAGAUUCUCUCCAUAAAUCACACGCAGACAGCCCUGCAGCACCAGAUUGGGAGCCAUUUUAAGCAGUGACAGCAAAAACAUUACCGACAAAAAGCACAAAGAAAUGAAAGGCAUGGCACUGAACAGACUGUGGAAAGGCCACUCGUGUGCAGUGUGAGAGCUGAACCCAGAGCUUGCAGCCUCAGCUGGGAAAGCACCUGUCAAGAAGCUCAAAAUUUUCACCACCCUGCGUGCGUCCGCAUGUGACUGCCAAAGGGCUGUGGGUGUUGAUUUUGAGGUUUCAAAUAGAUUUUAGCAGUAGGAGAAUUUGCAAACACGGAACCUGUGAAUAAUGAGAAUCCACUGCCUGCUACUUUCCACGUCCCCUGCUGUUUGGUCAGUGUCUCAGGGGCUGGGUUAGGACGGCAGUGUUAGCCGCACCAGGAGAGACAGCAGGCAGCCUCAGGCCAAUCCUGGGUCCUCCAUCAGGUUAACUUUGCCCACGGGCAGCACUGGGCUGGAGUCCAGCCGUGCAUUUUAUACUUCACAUACUGCUGGGGUCAUCUUACAAACAGGACCUUUGUUCAAGUUAGUGAAAGUCGCCCCCUCCGGACAGACAUGCCUGCGGCCCGCAUCUUGGCAGAGCGAGGCUGGAUUUCAGCGCUCCUGACUGUCCUGGGCUGGUGCCCUUGGGGAGGGCCAGCUGCACGCAGCCACCUUGUCAGAGGUGGCUGGGGCUGCCGUACAGAGCACCACAGCUGGGUGGCUGACAUUACAGAAACCACCGUCUCCCAGUCUGGAGGCUGGAAGGCCGGGAUCCGGGUGGCCAAGGACCGUUUCUCCCGAGGCCUCUCCCCUUGGCUGUAGAAGGCCAGCAGUCUCUCCCUUUAAGUGGUUGUCCAUCUGGGCCACAUGCCAGCUUCACGCCUUCAUCUCAGAUGCUGGAAGGCGUCCGUCUGGACAGAUUGAGUGUCUGAAAUGCCACUGAACACCUCGCACCAAAAUGGCUGAGAACAGAGGCAGAUGUGGCCUCCUGUACCCAAACCCGGGUGCGCAGUGCGGCGGGAGGG